ACUGACAUGCGGGGCGGACUAGCCCUGUGAUGGGCGUCCCCCGGCAUGUCAGUGUGAUUGAUCGUAGCUGUGCUAAAUUUAGCACAGCUACGAUCAACUCAGAAUGAUCCCCUUAAUCCGGCCAUGUGUGUAAUAUCAUCCAGAAAGAAAUAUGGGUUAUAUCAGAUAGCAAUGACAAUAAACAACACUGUUAUUAGGACAUGCUCGAAAAGCACAGAGGCAGGCUAGUGAGAAUCGUGACAUACAAACCAAUAAAGUAAUCUGACCGUGGAACAUCCUCUUUAAUUGUUUUUCAUGAAACACGUAUGUAACUUUCCCCCCGAGAAUACAUAAUAGUCAUUUUAGAAAUCUUCCAGAUUCCUUACUGCUGUAGCAGGUUUUAGCUGCCGAAGACUCCACCUCCAGGUGUAAGAAAGAGGUGGGCCACUGGGAGGCUUCAGUAUUUACCUGCAUUCUGGGUAUCAUCAGAGAAUCAGUCAUCUCUGCCCUGGUGUCUCUAAUUCACAUAAUCUGAGUGUAGCUGAAGAGAUGUUUGUCUAUGCCAGCAAGACCUGCAUGUUUCAUUUACUUCUACUAUUUUACAUCAUCUACAAGGUUAUCUCCAGCAGCCCCAGGACAGAUCUAUGGUAUGUCGGCUGUUAUAAUCUGACUUCUCUUAAUUCACAAGAUAUCAGAUAUGAGACUGUACCUGUUGGCAAGGCAGAUUUACCAUCAUGCUGCAAGUUUUGUCUGCUGAAAAAAUGUACGGAACCUAUAUGUUUGCCAUAUGGAGAUGGUAAAGAAAUGGUAGCCAUUUUCACCAGUUCCGGUCCUUACAGUAAUAAUGCCAACAUAAACCUUCAGCCUGACCAAAUUCGAAAAGGGUAUUUGGAAACUUUAAUGGAGAAACCUACAGUUGGUGAUAAUAUUGUUAGAGCUGCAGCAUUAUUUAACACCACUGAAGAGAUCGGUCCUUACUGUGAACCAGUAGCCCCAUCUGGCUUGUCAGUGGUGAUGAAUUCCAGUAGUAUACAUGAAGAUGAAUCAGUUUUAUUCAGCACAACUCUCACAGCCUGCACUAAUUUGUCAUACAUGUGGAACAUGGGGGAUCAAAUCACCUACUGCUGUGAAGGACCUGCGAUUACUUACAAGUUUCCCACUACUGCAAGUUAUAACAUUACUGUCACAGCUUGGAAUGAAAUGGGAAGGCAAGAAGCCUGGAAGUUUGUAAACGUCUUGCCCAGACAGAAAGCAGUUUACAUUUUUACCAAUGGAACAGUCUUUUCAACGGACAUGUACAUCAAUUUUACGGCAGUGACUGAAGAACAUGGACCUUUGCACUUUGUCUGGCAGUUUGAUGGCAGAUUACCAGAGAGAGCAAAUAGAAGAAGUAUAAUUAAACGAUUCACCCAAGCAAACAGGUAUAAUGUGGUGGUUAAAGCUUCAAAUCGAGUCAGCACUUUUGUCUCUGAUGUUCACACAAUAUUUGUGCAGAGAAGGGUCAUUCCCAAUCGCCUUGUCGCCAGUUCUUCUGUACUAAUAAACUCCAGUGUGAGCUUUCUAUGCAGAAUCAACUCUGGAACAAAUGUUAGUCAUUGGUGGAACUUUGGAGAUGGUACUGAAAGGCUUGGAAAGGACAAUGACACACAUGUGUAUACAAGUGAAGGGGAAUACACAGUCAAUGUUUCAGUCUUCAACAAUGUCAGCUCUGCCUACUUCACCAAGCAAAUUUUUGUCGUGAAGGAGCCAUGCCAGCCACCUCCAGUAAAAAACAUGGGGCCACUGAAAUUACAGAUUCGCAGAUAUGAAGACUUACAUCUUGGUGUGACAUUUGAAGCUGCAAUACUAUGCAAUAUCUCUCUAGGACUUCAAUACCAGUGGUCUGUUGUGAAGUCAGAUGGCAGUGUUACUCCCUUACCAGCUCAUGUCAACAAUAGAAAACAAACAAUUACAUUACCAGCAUUUUCUCUAGGAUAUGGGAAUUAUACAGCUCUAGCUCGGGUACAAAUUGUUGGAAAUGUGGUGUAUAGUAAUUAUACUGUAGCAGUUGAAGUUCUCCCCAGCGAUCCAGUGAGUGUCAUUGUAGAUGGCCAUCAUUUAUUUAUAGACAAAGACACAGUGACAUUCUUCAGGCUGAACGGGACAGCGUCUUUUGACCCAGAUUAUCCUGGAGCACAGUUAAGGUUCCAUUGGAAUUGUGUUCCAGUGACUGCACAUGAAAAUGUAUGCUUCAACUCACAAGUGCUUAACCCUCUUCAGAGCAGUAAUGAUAUUAUCUUAUUUCCAACUGCUUCGCUCAAUGACAAUUAUGAUCAGUUUUAUUUUACUUUAAGUGUGUCCAAUGGAGAUCGCAAAUCGUCAAAUGCUGAAACAUUGUUGUCCAUCAGUCCCAACACAAACUUUAGGCUGAUUGAAAUUAAUUGCAUUGGUUGUAAAGGGUCUUCUGUUAACUGGAACAAACCAUUCUCUGUACAUGCGGUUUGUGCAGACUGCAAUAACACUGGUGCUUUGUUAUAUCUUUGGACACUCUACUGGAUAAAUGCAACUGAGUCCAUCACUCCAGAAGUUCCCUUUUGCAGGUUAAAAGAAAGUAUGGGAGUUCCAAGCUCCCUUGGUGCUGAGGAUUCAUACAAUGGAACAUUUAUAGAAGUACACAAAACUUACCCUACACCAACUGCUACAGAAAAAGAAUAUCCAAAACAAUAUUUAAUAGAAUCGGACGUCUUACCAGAAUUAAAUCAUGGUAAUACUGAAAACACUGAGUCAAUAUCCAAUUCCUAUAUGAUGGAUUUACCUCUGGACCUGCUAGAAGAAGGCUCAAUGGGUGGUAGAGAACUUCCCAAUCGUGGAGCAACAAAGAAUAGAUCUGGAAAUUCAGAUCUUGGUUCUCCAGCACUGCACACAUACGAUGGAGUAAGUGGCUUCUUAAGUGGAGACGGAGAGGGUGGAAUUCAUAUACCUAGCCAUGUAAGGAAUCAGACACAUAAUGAUUUUUACUCACAUUUCUAUGGUAAUAUUGAGGAAGGCUUUGGAGGCUCUGGAACAAGGACAGAGGGUGACUUAUACUCUGUAGAUGGUUAUUCAGAUGAAGAUAUGGUCACGCAUGAUGGUGCUAACCUUGUGGAUCUGCCAUAUACACCUUCUCCAAUUAUACACUUAGGGAACUGGUUAAAACUGCCAAUUAGUAAAGAUGUAUUCAGUCGUUAUACUACGUCAGGUAUAUCCUCUCAAAUGAUCACAUUCAACCCUUAUGUUUUGAAGCCUAGCAAAACGUAUAUGCUUGAUAUUACAUUAGCAACACAAGAAAGGGAGGUUGGGAGGUCACAGUUAUACUUUACAGUAAAUGAAAUGUCACAGAAGAUGACCUGUCAGGUUCAACCCAAAGAUGGUAUUGAAGUGUUCACCAUUUUCAGCAUUUUCUGCACAUCAGGCAAAGAGGACCUUUAUUAUGAAUUUAGCUACCAAGUAGGAAAACAAUCACGGAAGACACUGUAUAAAGGAAGAGAUAUUCAGUAUUAUUUUACCUUGCCCUCAGGUGAUUCAGCUGCUGGAUAUCAAGUGACCAUUUUCACACAAAUUACAAAUCUGUAUGGAUCACAAACACAACCAUGCCCUGUGAAUGUGACUGUACAACCCAUUGUCUUUGGGAGUGCAGGUAGCAACUACUUCUCACAGCAGGAACUGUUUCAUGACAGCUUAAAAAAUCUUUCUACGCUUGUAUUAAUGGGAAAUCACAUUGAGAUUCGAAAUUAUGUUGUCUUAUUAACCACAAUCCUCAACCGAUUAUAUACAGAGGACUCUCAGCUGGUUUCUCACCAACAGUUUCAAAUGAGAAAUGAACUAAUAUUUAUCACUGUUCAGAGAUUAUCAUUCAGUAACCAGGAUGAACUCAUGGAUAUUGUGUCAAUGCUGAGAGAUCUUUUCGAUGUUUCCAAUCAGGUAUCAGCCCACAGUGCAGUGCUUAUUAUUAAUUAUACAAAAUCAAUUGUGAAUGCAAGAUUUGAAAGCAGAGAACUUAAAAGAAAACUGUCUGAAAAUGUAAUUUUACUAAUAUCCAGAGCAAUGGAAGUGCUAUCCAAAUCCACGGAUACGAAAAAUACAUUCAUGCAUGCAGUUGAAUAUAUCAGCGAAUUGAUGGUGAAGUACAUUACAUUAAACAAUGAGCAACAUUUUGCCGUUAACACAACUCUCCUGGAUCUUCAGACCAACCUGUAUGAAAACUCACAUACUAAUGUCCAAACCAUUGGUUCUUCAACAUUUUACCUGCCACAAUUAUUAGAAAAUUCUAACAGAGGAAAAAACACAAGUAUAACUUGUUACAUUAGCCUAAUUAAAUAUUUCAAGAAAAGGCCUUAUUUUCUGGACACAGUGCCCUCUGAACAUAAUGGCUAUUUUUCAAGCCUCACUCUCUACGACUGUUCUACUGGAAGGAAACUCAGCACUCGUGACAUUGUAACACCAUUCAAAAUGGAGUUUGAGAACAAAAGAAGCCAGGAUGAAACAUUGAAUACAACUACAUUUGUACUGUUUCGGGACAAAAUAAAUUUCCAUCAGUUCAAUACAACUGUUAAAAACAAACAGUCAGCACUGCAAAUAACAAUUAGGUUUUCUAAGCCCAAAUCCAGAACGUUUCCUGUCUUGCUUUUGAUAAGGCACUCUAAAAAACCUUCUCCAUCUACCUUUAACAUAAAGCAAAUACAUUGGGAAGAAGAUUCUGCUGACAUAUUUAUUCCUGCAGAUUCCAUUAGAGAUACAGGAUAUAGUUACCUGGCAUUGAUGGAUGCAGACUACAAGAGGCACCCCAAAAAUAAAUAUAUAUCCAAAGUGAUAAAUUAUACAGUUGAUGUGCAGUGGACACAGUGUUUAUAUUGGCAGAAUAGACAUUGGGAUUUAGAAGACUGUUCUCCUCAGAAGGGAACCACAGCAGCAGUGCUCACUUGCAGCUGUACACGUCUAGGACUAUACACCACUGCGAGCAGCCAAGUGUCUUUCUACUUUAGCAUGGAAGAUGUCACACAAUUUUUAAGUACUACUACAAAUCCAGUUCCUUGUGUUAUUAUUGCGCUUUGCAUUUUCCACUACUUGUUAUUGGUGAUAUUCUGUAAAACUAAAGACAAGCAUGAAGACCAAAAGGAUGGCUUUGUGUUUCUUCAGGACAAUUCUCCCAAUGACCAGCAAAAAUAUGCUAUUAUGAUUGAUGUAGGUUUCCGAUCUAGACCACAGUCAACAGCAAAGGUGCACAUUGUUUUACAUGGAGAAGAUGUUGUAUCUGAAACACGUGAGCUAUAUUGUCCAGACAAGCCUCUGUUUGAAAGGAAUUCACGUCACACAUUUAUCAUGAGUGUACCUGACAGUCUUGGGCCGUUAUGGAAGAUUCAUGUUUGGCAUAACAACAGUGGUCACUCCCCGAGCUUGUACAUUAGUCACUUGGUUAUCAAAGAUCUUCAGAGUGGAACCAGCUGGUUUUUCUAUGCGGAGUGCUGGCUUGCAGUUGAUGAGGGAGAUGGAAAAGUGGAGCGUGAAUUCACAGCUGUAGGACAUGGAAUAGGAUUCAGAAAGCUCUUCUACUGCAAAUUCACGGAGUAUUUGGAAGACUUCCACUUCUGGGGCUCAGUCUUCAGCCGACCUUCUUAUAGUUGGUUUACUCAUACACAGCGAAUCACGGCAUGCUUUGUCUUACUUGUGGGUUAUAUGUGCUUCAACAUUGUCCUCAUUCACCAGAAAGAUGAUCAGUAUACUGUUGAGAUUGGUCUUAUUGACAUCUCUACAAUUUCCACGAUAUCUGGACUACAAGUUACUCUGGCUGUUUAUCCAAUUGUCGUGUUAUUAUCGCUUCUCUUUAGGUUUAGUGAGAAAAAGUUGCUAAAAGAUUCUGGAGAAGAAAGAUUUAAGGUUGUAAAAGACCCUCAAAUUACCCCUACUGCAGGACAUCAGCAUUCUGUAUCAGCAGCAGACACCAUAUUUGAAUCCAAUUUGACCUGGCAUCACUUCCAGUAUUGGGCCUAUGAUGCUUGGAAGAAAAAAUAUGAGAGGGAUAUUUCUGCUUCAAGCAUUCACUGUGGAAAUGGAAGCAGGACUUACAAAACUGGAUGCCCAUCACUGUCUAAUCAAAGCUCAAGUGGAUUUCAGGACUGUGGUUCUAACAGUGAUCAUAAGACUGGGCUGAAAGAAUUCAAGGACUGCACAAAUGGAACAUGCUCACAGUAUUGCUCAGAUCACAGUUUGUUUAAAACUCCUGUUCUCCAUGGGUAUAAAGUUCUUCCUUCGUGGUGCAUCUACGUUGCUUGGACACUAUGUACAGUAAUUAGCUUGUUCUGCGUGACCAUCACAGUAAUGAUUGGCAUCAGAUUUGGUCCUACCAAGUGUGUGCUCUGGCUUCACGCAGUGUUUUUCUCAGUGAUCUACUGCAUUUUUAUUGUUCAGCCUUUGUCGAUUUUACUCAUAUCACUAUGUGUAGCCUGGAGGAAGAAAGAGAGAACUGACUUCUUUCUGGAAGCAUUAAGUGAAGACGUCAAGUACAUUAUUGGUGAGCGAUGUCAGCCUAUAGAGACCUUCAGAGCUCACUCUCAUCUGAGUAGUCAUGAGACAUCAAAUUUUGAAAAGAUCCUUGCUGCCCGGAAAAGAGCUCGAUAUUUGAAACUUGCUCGUCCACCAACUCCUGCUCAGCUAAAAUUAGUCAAAGACAAAAUCAGAAGAAAAACAGUUAUUCAGAAAGUAUUUCGGGAACUUACAGUGUACAUCAUCAUGACUUCUAUGUUAAUUUUCAUAACAAUGGGAAAAUAUUCUCAAAACGAUUAUUUUUUAAACCAAGCAGUAAGGAAAGAAUUUACAAGAAAUGUUAAACAGCCAUUUGGUGAAAUCAUUACAGAGGAUCACUGGUGGAAUUGGAGCUUCAAUGUACUACUUGAUGGGCUGUACUGGAAUAAAUGGUACAAUAAUGUUUCUGCAAGUACUGAGGCUGGACCCAUUGAAGGGAAAUUCUUUCUAAUUGGAACUCCAAUAAUGAGAAAAUUAAGUGUUGCAAAUAACUCUGCCUGCAUGAUCCCUUCAUUUUUGGUAUCACAAUAUCCUGACUGUACACUCACACAUGAUCUACUAAAAGGAGCAAGAGGUUGGUCUGACAUACAGGACACAGGGGAAAACCAAGAAAAAUAUUACCAGUGUGGCCAGAUUCAGUGCUACAGUGACAUGGGUUCCAUUGUAAAUCUUGGCAGGUUAAGGAAUGAAGCCUAUUCAGCUCUGCUGAACUUAAGAAAUCAGCGGUGGAUAGAAAAAGGAACAAGAGCUCUUGCUGUACAAUUUGUCCUGUAUAACCCUCCGACUAAUCUAUUUACAAGUGUGUCAUUGCUAACAGAAUUGCCAAGAUCAGGUGGCAUCAUUACAUCAUCAGUUAUAGAAUCCGUUACAAUCUACCGCAUCACCAUACUUAUGGAUUAUUUCAUUAUGGUAUUUGAGCUGAUGUUCCUUGGAAUGAUUCUUAUAUUCUUGUAUUUACAACUGAGUAUUAUGACUCAGCGGGGCAUCAGGAGCUACUGGCAAGAGCCAUGGAACUGGGUAGAGGUUUCUAUAAUUGUGUUCAGCCUGUGUUAUUACAUCAUUCAGCUGUACCACUUCCUGCUUGCGGUAGAUAUUAUUGAUCAUCUUCAGAAAGGAUUUUUUGGAGUAUUUAUAAAUUUCAGCUUGAUUGCUGCUUGUGAAAAGUGGACAUGUUGUUUGCAUGGGAUCAUUUUAUUUUUCAUGAUAAUUAAAUUAAUAAAACUACUACGAUUUUACAAAAUGAUGGCUCCCUGUGUAGCAGUAUUUCAUCUCUCUUGCUCCAGCUCAUUGUUCAUAAUGCUCAUUGGAAUUGUCUUCAUGUUAGCCUAUUCCUCAGUAGGUCACAUCAUGUUCUCUGAAAACUACCCGUUUAGCAGUGCACUAACUUCGAUCCUGACUAUUUUUACACAUUUGCUUGGAGUUCGAGGAUCAAACAAUAUACAUUUUUUGCAUAGCCAAAUCAAAUCUAAGCACUUCCCCACAGCUUGUUUCUAUGGAACACUCUUUGUUAUAAUUACACUUUUAUGGAAUGGAAUGAUAAAAGGAAUUCUGACUUCGGUUGUAAAAUGCUCAAAGAAAGUACAUCGCAGUAAGCACCUUGUGACAUUUCGAGACGUUGCAUCUCAUAUAAGAGGAUUGGUGCUAUCAAUAGUCGGCCGACAAAGACAUAAGACCACAGACAGCAUGUCUGUAACUGGCAGUAACUUCUACUUGGAUGAAUUUGAGGACCUGAUAGAUGAGCUUCUAUUUCGGCUAAACGCUAUAUCAAACUCACUCCAUCACUCACUUCCAGCAAAGCCGCAUUGUUACACAGAAGAAGAUAUGAAUCACCUUGAGACCGGCUCUAAUUUUUCUUUUAAACAAACAACUGUAGAGCAUGACAAUUACUUACAGGAAGAAAGAAUGUUCGUGGAAUCAGUCACUGUGAAGAAUGAAGUGCAACGAUUUUCCUCUGUACCUGAUGGUUACAUUGCUCCAGAGGAUAUUCACGCAAAGAACUACUCUGAAUGCGUCAUGGACACCAAACUAGAAAGUGAGGAAUGCGUUCUCAAGACUGAGCAUGGAAACCAACUGUCAUUUAGAAAUAAUACCUUUAGUACAGAUUUUUCCCAGUGUGUGUAUACUGAAAAAAGAGGUCAACAUGUUCUACAUAAUCAUAAGGAGAUGUGGCCCGCUGUUUUGUCUAAGGAUCCCUGUGUGGAUACUAUAAGUCUUCAAUGCGAUAAAAUAGAAAGUAGAAAAUGUAGUCACAUGCGCUGCACUUCAGCCAAUAUUUUGUCUAAAACUCGCAAACCUCUAAAACGCUCUUACACCAUAAUUAUUGAACCUUUGGAAAGCAGUAGCAUAGCUUCAGGGAACAAAGUGAUUGCACAUGAAAGCAGAACCCCAAGUACCCAAAAAGAUGACAAGGGCUCUCAGGAACAGAAGUUCUAUAUUUUCCAAGGAAGUCACUGCGAAAUUAAAAUUGAGAAGGAGCUACAACAGCCAUAUGCAGAAACUGUUGUACAUAGACCUACGCAACAGAACGUUAUGAACAAAAAUGUGGUACUUCAAGGGGAUGAUAAAACAUGCAUUGGCUACAAUGUAGAUGCUGUCCAGUGUUCUAUUAAACAAUGUUGGUAGCUCAUGAAUAUUAACAUGACUGUGAUUAAGCAUGUAUGUGAUUAAUUUGUAAAAAAUAUCAAAUGGACAUGUAUAUGCUAAAGGGGCAGAUGUAUUAAGCCUUGAGAAGUGAUAAA
Pseudophryne corroboree (corroboree frog) is the source of this 9254-nucleotide messenger RNA. RefSeq names its product polycystin 1 like 1, transient receptor potential channel interacting (gene PKD1L1). The coding region runs from base 529 to 9138 and encodes 2869 amino acids. Gene Ontology annotation, cellular component: plasma membrane. The record is from RefSeq and is a predicted model, not a curated record. Gene Ontology annotation, molecular function: protein binding; calcium ion binding; monoatomic cation channel activity. The transcript is spliced from 54 exons. Gene Ontology annotation, biological process: calcium ion transport. Lineage: Eukaryota; Metazoa; Chordata; Amphibia; Anura; Myobatrachidae.